Molecule: messenger RNA, 1140 nt
Organism: Ilex paraguariensis (yerba mate)
Lineage: Eukaryota; Viridiplantae; Streptophyta; Magnoliopsida; Aquifoliales; Aquifoliaceae
Source: the annotation of a GenBank genome assembly
AUGGCUCUGCAUUUGAGCAAUGCAUGCUUGUGUGCAUUCAGCCACAGGAAAGUGCAGAGAAUCAGAGCCGUUGCUUCCGAGGACUUUGCCAUCAAAACAGAAGAAGAUAAGGUAAAGUUGGGGGGUUCUGACUUGAAGGUGACAAAGCUUGGGAUUGGAGCUUGGUCAUGGGGUGACACCAGUUACUGGAACAACUUUGAAUGGGAUGAUAGGAAGAUGAAGGCAGCUAAGGCUGCUUUUGAUUCCAGUGUUGAUUGUGGUAUAACCUUCUUUGAUACUGCUGAGGUGUAUGGCUCAAGGUUCUCGUUAGGUGCAAUAAAUUCUGAAACACUACUGGGAAGAUUUAUUAAGGAAAGGAAAGAAAGGAAUCCAGAAGUCGAGAUUUCUGUUGCUACCAAAUUUGCAGCAUUACCAUGGAGGCUUGGUCGGCAGAGUGUCCUCACUGCACUUAAGGAUUCCCUUUGUCGUCUCGGGCUUUCUUCUGUGGACCUCUAUCAACUCCAUUGGCCGGGAGUAUGGGGAAAUGAAGGUCGGAAGAAGCUUAGUUUAUUGGAAAAUGAUUUUUCAGGAUAUAUUGAUGGACUUGGGGAUGCUGUGGAGCAGGGUCUUGUGAAAGCUGUUGGUGUAUCUAACUAUAAUGAAAAGCGACUUCGCAAGGCAUAUGAGCAACUUGGAAAGAGAGGUGUCCCAUUGGCUUCAAACCAAGUUAAUUACAGUCUCAUAUACAGGCUUCCAGAGGAGAAUGGUGUGAAGACUACCUGUGAUGAACUGGGGAUCAGUUUGAUCGCAUAUUCACCUAUUGCUCAAGGCGCUCUGACAGGAAAGUAUACACCAGAGAAGCCUCCCACUGGUCCUCGACGCCAGAUUUACACUCCUGAGUUUCUAACUCGACUACAACCUCUCAUAAACAGAAUAAAGGAGAUUGGACAGACCUACGGUAAAACUCCGACACAGGUAGUCCUCAACUGGCUAAUAGCCCAGGAGAAUGUUGUCCCCAUCCCAGGAGCAAAAAAUAAAGAACAGGCCACAGAAUUUGCAGGUGCACUGGGAUGGAGACUUUCUGAUGAAGAAAUCGUCGAGCUUCGUUCUUUGGCAUCAGAAACAAAACCUGUUACUGGGUUCCCAGUUGAAAAGUUAUAA